AUGGAAGCUCUCAGCAGCGCCCCCGAAACCUCCUCAUUCGUCCCUAUCGCAGAGCACCAGUCCCGCACUCCGAGCUCUUUCUACUCCGGCCCCGCGGUGCUACACUACCACAGCCAGCGCUGCAAGAUUGUCAUUCUCGAGCGAGAGCUACUAGCCUCCCCAGAAUUGAAUGCGCUCCGUGGCGAAAACACCGCCAGCUCCGCGACACAAGAUGACGAGAAGGAGCUUGCCAUCGAUGGCAUAGACGUCUGGGUGACAUCCGACAAAUUCCUGUUGUUCUCACCUGCUGCAUCCGCCGGCGUUUCAAUUCCCUACCCUUCGAUUUCACUACACGCUCUCCAACGGCUGCGCGUGCCGGGCGCCGAGUCUGAUGCCGAGGUUCAGGGUCUGUACAUGCAGGUCGCGACGCCUACUGCGCCUUCCGCCGAUGAUGAAGAGGAGUGCAUCACUUUGACGGUGGUUUUGGCUACCGAUGCGCCUGCGCAGACGCCCACUGAUGGAGAAGAAGCGACGGAAACACCCACCCAGGAAUUAUACGGGGCUGUCUCGGCAUGCUCGAAUCUGCACCCGGACCCUGUCGAGCCUGGCGAUGAGGAUGACGAUAUGGAGGAUGGGCCGCAGUUUAUCUCGGCGGAAGAUCAUGAGGGUGUCUUCCAGCUUGGGAAUGGGGAUAUGCCGCCUCCUGUUGAUGGAAGUUCGGGCUGGAUUACCGCAGACAACAUGGACCAGUUCUUUGAUGCGGAUGGGAAUUGGAUUGCUGGGGGUGAACCCCCUUCGUUCCCGCUUGGCCCUGGUGCUGGUACUGUGAGGGCUCGGGAGGGCGAGGACGGCACUGAAGAGAAUGGAGAGGAAGACGACGAGACAAAAUGGCGGAAGACAGAUUGA
This is a messenger RNA of Penicillium olsonii, 885 nucleotides long. NCBI's taxonomy places the organism in Eukaryota, Fungi, Ascomycota, Eurotiomycetes, Eurotiales, Aspergillaceae. The record is from the annotation of a GenBank genome assembly.